UAUUGAAAUUCUGUUCUCACUUUACACAUUCUAUAUGAUCUGUAUUGAGGUCUACCUUUUUUAUUUUAAAACUUUAUAAGGCAAUAUUUAAGUUUAAUUAGUAUAUGGGGAAUUAUUUGUGAUUAAGAGUUCCAUAGUUUCGUAUAUGUAUUUUUUACAACAUUAUUUAACAGCCUUAAUGUUGUUUUUUAACAUAAAUAGUUUCAAGAUGAAUACAUUGUUUAAUGUUAUGUUCACUAAUUUGAUUAUUGGACUGAUCGUUCUGACUGUGAAUUGUCAAAGACGGUGCGACCAGAUUGACCUAUGUUCCUGCAAAAUGGACGAUGGAAGUAUAUUGGAUCUAACAAGUUUAGGUAAUACAGAUAACACACCAAGGUUCAAGGACGUUCAGUGUGCAGCAGAAAUGAACUUCUAUUCUUUCAACCCCUGUCAACCAUUCACUGAAAAGAGUUGUACGGACGCUGCCGUGUGCAUAUUAAACUCUGACCUCACCGAGUCCAUCUCCAUUGGCGACGCAGCGAAGGCUGCAUUCCAGUACAACCAAGAACAACAGGCCGUCAUUGUAGCCUACACUUCCGGUACCAUCGUAGACCUUAAGUUAUCAGAGAUCGUUUUGAAAUGUGACGAAAGCGCUUGUACACCAAGCAUCGUGGCAAACGGACAACAGUCCGCUGGAGACUUUCAAUUGACAUUGACCACAGUUUGUGCAUGCCCAAACGGAUGUGACGCAAAAGGACCGAAAAGAUGCAAAUAUUCUGGUGCUGGAAGUUUAUCUGCAGGCUCUUAUUUAUGCAUCAUUUUCUUCAGCGUGAUUAUCUUAUAUCUGAUCGGUGGACUGAUCUUUAUGAAGUUCGUACGCAAGAAGGACGGCAUUGAGAUAUUCCCUCACAUCACGUUCUGGCGUUCCGUUCCUGUGCUCGUUCAGUCCGGAGCAAAGUUUACCGUCAGCAAAGUGACCCGGAAAGAAGCGACCUAUAACACAAUUUAGAAACUCUCUUCGAUAAAAUUUCCGGAAACAAUUGAAUUGUAUCGAAACGUCUCGGGUGUAAACUGUUUUUGUAAAAUAAAAAAGACAGUGUAAUGUAUACUGUUUUCGGGUGCACAUAAUUAUUAUUGUGUCGACGUCCAACAGAAAAGUUUAAUAGCUCUCUAAACAUAUGCUGUAUCUCUUUAAAAAUAAAGCACCCGAUAUUCUCUUUAAUGGUUUAUAUAUUUAAACUAGGGCACCUUUUUAAGCAAAAGGUUGGGGCUAUACAAGAAUAAAAUCGUCUUUAACUUAGUCACACAAUAUUACGCUCUCUUACUUAUCCAAACAAUGACGGGUUUCGAAAUAACUUGACACAUAUAUGAACCUAAAUGAGUUGUCGUUUUACGCCAAAGACCCGCUUCUACAUGCACAGCUUGCAUUCGAAGUUCAGUAUGGAACCUUUUUCUCCAAUAACGAUUUUGUCAGGCUUUUAAUGAUCCCUUAAUAAUUUGGUACUCAUGCUAUCAUGAGACAGUACGUCAUGCGCAAGACUCCAAGGUCAAGGUCAUACUUGGGGAUCAAGUUCGAAAUUAAGCGUUUUUGUCGAUUUCCAAUAAAUGUGAAGGUAUUUAUCACAUUAAGUUCAAACUACAGAUUGACACCCAGAUUGGAUUACGUUUCUUUGGAUACUAAGACUAGAAAUACAUGUACACACAUGACAUGCGCAGAUUUUUUUUUAUCUAUCGACCGUUGUCUCUUCACUAAGGCUAUUCUGAAAAAAUGUUCUGCGGCUAAAAUAUAUAAUUCUCAUUAUGACUGCAAAGUAAGAGUUUAUGGACUGAUGUUAAGUUUGAAUAAAAUAUCGUAACUA
This is a messenger RNA of Dreissena polymorpha, 1838 nucleotides long. RefSeq lists its product as uncharacterized. The record is from RefSeq and is a predicted model, not a curated record. NCBI's taxonomy places the organism in Eukaryota, Metazoa, Mollusca, Bivalvia, Myida, Dreissenidae. The coding region runs from base 146 to 988 and encodes 280 amino acids. Gene Ontology annotation, cellular component: trans-Golgi network. The transcript is spliced from 7 exons.